Gongylonema pulchrum is the source of this 372-nucleotide messenger RNA. The record is from the annotation of a GenBank genome assembly. NCBI's taxonomy places the organism in Eukaryota, Metazoa, Nematoda, Chromadorea, Rhabditida, Gongylonematidae.
AUGCAGAACAAAAAUUCAUCUUAUUUUGUGGAGUGGAUACCAAAUAAUGUUAAAACAGCAGUAUGUGAUAUCCCACCACGCGGUCUAAAGAUGAGUGCCACGUUCAUUGGUAACUCCACAGCUAUUCAGGAAUUGUUCAAGCGCAUCGCCGAACAGUUUAACGCGAUGUUCCGGCGCAAGGCCUUCCUUCACUGGUACACGGGUGAAGGAAUGGACGAGAUGGAGUUCACAGAAGCGGAAAGUAACAUGAACGAUUUGGUGGCCGAGUAUCAGCAAUACCAGGAAGCGACGGCAGAUGAGGAGGGCGAGUACCUGGAUGGCGAAAAUGGCGAACAUGCCGGAAUGAACAAUCAAGAGGAGGUGGAGUACUGA